AUUAUUUAUUCAUUUAAUUUUUAUAUUUAUAGGUUUGAAGAAGCUACAUUCGAUGAAAUGGAUUUAAAUUAUGAUAAAAUAUAUACACUAGCAAUGAUAAAUAAUGAAGAAACUGAAGUAAGUAAUCCUUUAAGUUAUUCGGAAGAAAACAUAAUCAAAUGA
This is a messenger RNA of Plasmodium reichenowi, 162 nucleotides long. Its product is annotated as merozoite adhesive erythrocytic binding protein. Lineage: Eukaryota; Apicomplexa; Aconoidasida; Haemosporida; Plasmodiidae. The transcript is spliced from 2 exons. The annotation marks the transcript as partial. The record is from RefSeq and is a predicted model, not a curated record.